AAUACCCACUAGAACAUCGAUCAGUGCAAGGACCAAUCACCUCGCUUGAGGAUGAGCGCCUCCUACCGUUUCCUAGUGAGGUGUCUCUUGGCGAUGGUGCUCGCCCUGGGCCUGCUCGGAAGGCCGUCUGAGUGCGCGCGCGCUUUCUUCGUGUUCGGCGACUCGCUGGUGGACAGCGGCAACAACAACUACCUGAUGACCACGGCGCGCGCCGACUCGCCGCCGUACGGGAUCGACUACCCGACGCACCGCGCCACCGGCCGGUUCUCCAACGGCCUCAACAUCCCCGACAUCAUCAGCGAGCACCUCGGCGCCGAGCCCACGCUGCCGUAUUUGAGCCCCGAGCUGCGUGGCAACAAGCUGCUCGUCGGCGCCAACUUCGCCUCGGCCGGCGUCGGGAUCCUCAACGACACCGGCAUCCAGUUUGUGGACAUCAUCAGGAUAGGAAGGCAGCUGAAGUACUUCGGCGAGUACCAGGGCAAGCUGCGCGCACUGGUGGGCGCGGCCCGGGCGCGGCAGGUGGUGCGCCGGGCGCUGGUUCUCAUCACCCUCGGCGGCAACGACUUCGUGAACAACUACUACCUCAUCCCCUUCUCCCUGCGCUCCCGCCAGUUCUCGCUGCCCGACUACGUCCGCUACCUCGUCUCCGAGUACAAGAAGAUCCUCAUCAGGCUGUACACGAUGGGGUGCCGUCGCGUGCUGGUGACGGGCACGGGCCCGCUGGGCUGCGCGCCGGCGAUCCUGGCGGAGCGCAGCCGCAACGGCGAGUGCGCGGUGGAGCUGAUGCGAGCGGCGUCGCUCUUCAACCCGCAGCUGUCUCGCGCGCUGGAGCAGCUCAACGCCCGGUUCGGCGCGGGGACGUUCAUCGCGGCGAACGCGUUCCGCGUGCACUUCGACUUCGUCAGCGACCCCGCCGCCUACGGGUUCACGACGGCGAAGGAGGCGUGCUGCGGGCAGGGCCCCCACAACGGGCUGGGGCUGUGCACGGCGGCGUCGAACAUGUGCGGCGACCGGGGCAAGUACGUGUUCUGGGACGCGUACCACCCCACGGAGCGCGCCAACCGGGUGAUCGUGAGCCAGUUCAUGACGGGCUCCCUCGACUACGUCAGCCCCAUGAACCUCAGCACCGUCCUCGAGAUGGACGCCAGAUUGGCCGGAAUGGCCUGAAAAAUUGAACCCGGCGAGCGAGCAGCUGCAUACAUGUGUAUCAGUGUUGGUGAUUGGUACGUUGAGGAGCUUCGUGUAGGAGGAGGAUUGGAUGAUGUCGUGUUAACGAGAGAGAGAGAGAGAGUAUGCGUAUAGAAGAACUGGAAGCGCGAAUCGAAAAUAAUCUCUAUGAUUUAAAACAGAACCAGUGGUUAUCGAUCGCACGGUAUAUACAUACACCUAACACAACUCAGCUUAAGAUCUCGACGAAC
Phragmites australis (common reed) is the source of this 1418-nucleotide messenger RNA. Its product is annotated as GDSL esterase/lipase At5g33370-like. The transcript has 5 exons. The coding region runs from base 52 to 1167 and encodes 371 amino acids. Gene Ontology annotation, molecular function: hydrolase activity, acting on ester bonds. Lineage: Eukaryota; Viridiplantae; Streptophyta; Magnoliopsida; Poales; Poaceae. The record is from RefSeq and is a predicted model, not a curated record.